UUUUUUUGAGAUCGUAGUUGUUGAUGGCGAAUCAUUCAUGGUCAAACGGUGAUAUGAAUCACCAAAGGGAUGCUCUUGGUAUCGCCAUGAAUUGGAGCUCUGAAGAACAGGCCAUUCUCGAAGAUGCUCUUGUUAGGUAUUCGUCAGAACCGAGUCCGAGUAUCUCACGUUACGCAAAAAUAGCGUCAGAGCUUCAGCACAAGACCGUUAGAGAUGUUGUUAUGCGUUGCAGAUGGACAAACAAAAAGAGAAGAAAAUUAGAAGAUCAUAAUGGGUUGGGAGGAGCCAAUGUUGACAACAAGGAGAGUAUAGAUAUGGCGGUGGCUUCAAACUCAGCUCCACAUCUUCUUAGAGAAGAAGAUGGGAUCAUCAUUGAGCUUCUUAAACAAAAUGAGCUAUUCCUCAAUCAGAUCCAUGCAAAUCUCACAUCCUCCUCAAUGUUAAAAGAGAACUUAACACUGUUCUACAAAACGCGCCAAAACAUCAAGAACCUUCUCAAAAACUUGCAGGAGAAUGCGCCAGAGCCGAUGAAGCGUAUGCCGUGGCCGGAGAAACUGAGUGAUGAUCAUGAUGAGCUACUUGAUUCAAUCCUUGAUCUCUCAGCUUCACCAAAGCAACCAUGAAUUAACAAGAUUCUUUUGUUUUUUUUUGUUUCUCUUCAGUUUUUAGGUUUUGUUGUUUUUUUUUUCAGUAGAGACCCUAACGUAGAACACAAGUUUAGAUCUUUUAAUUAGCAAUCAAGAACUUUUGA
Messenger RNA from Brassica oleracea var. oleracea, 751 nucleotides. RefSeq lists its product as uncharacterized. The coding region runs from base 24 to 623 and encodes 199 amino acids. NCBI's taxonomy places the organism in Eukaryota, Viridiplantae, Streptophyta, Magnoliopsida, Brassicales, Brassicaceae. The transcript has 7 exons. The record is from RefSeq and is a predicted model, not a curated record.